GCAUAUCAAAUUAGUUUGAGACUUGCUCAGAAGGCUGCUUCAAGCCUGGCAUAUCACACCCCAGAAAAAAUGCAAGCAGUGUCAGCCACGGCGGCAGCCCUCGUUCGGAGGACCACCACGGCGCCACCAUGGGUCAGUCGGUGUCUCUGACGGACUUCGACUGGCAGCUGGACAGCGAGGAACCGCACGCCGUCCGACGCAGGGAGAUCCUCAAGAAACACCCCGAGAUCAAGUCGCUGAUGGCCAAGACGGACUACAAGAUGGUGGUGAUGACGUACGUGUGCGUCAUCGCCCAGCUGGUCACCGCCUACAUGGUCAAGGACUCCAGCUGGUUCAACGUGGUGCUGCUCGCCUACACGUUCGGCGGCUGCAUGACACACCUGCUCUGGUCCAUCGUGCACGAGGCGUCUCACCGCACCCUGUUCGGCCGGAGUCGCCCGAUGGCCAACACCCUGACCGCCAUGGUGGCCAACACCCCCGUGGGAUUUCCCAUGGCCGUCACCUUCAAACGCUACCACAUGCUCCACCAUAGGUACCAGGGCGAUGGGCGCUACGACGUCGACCUGCCGACCUACUUCGAGGCCAAGAUGUUCUCCACCACUCUGGGCAAGGUGCUGUUCUGCAUCCUUCAGCCGGUCUGCUACUACGUCAGACCUCUGUUCAUGUUGCCGAUGACACCCACACUGCUGGAGGUCGUCAACGUUCUUCAGAUUCUGGCCGUCAACUACGCCGUGGCACACUACUGGGGUGCCAAGGCGUUCUUCUAUCUUCUGGGCGGCUCGCUGAUGACUCUCGGUUUCCACCCUCUGGGCGCACAUUUUAUCGCCGACCACUACCUGUACGAGAAGGGUAGCGAGACGUACUCCUACUACGGAUGGCUCAACAUGUUCGUCUUCAACGGAGGCUACCAUAACGAGCACCACGACUUUCCAUCUGUGCCCGGCUCCUACCUUCCGGAGGUGAAGAAGAUGGCGCCCGAGUUCUACACCAACUACAUCCACGACAGCUGGUGGACCUCCAUGAUCAAAUUCAUCAAGGACAAGGACAUGGGCAUGUACUCGCGAAGGGUUCGUGAGAUCCCCAGCGCCCUCAAAACCAACAGCAAGGACUCGUAGUGGACCAAGACGCCGUUAAGUCGAUAUGAAGGAAAACGAAGAACAAAAAUGAUAUUUCCAUCACCUAUUGCCGUUUUGAAGACACCGUGGCAUAUGACAUUGGACUGCAUCCUGACAAUAAUACUCAGAGAUUGAGCGUGUUCAGGGAUGUUGAAAAGGAGCAUGAUGCAUUGUUGUACGUGAGUUAUGCUAAGUCUGUGACUGCAAGAAAAUAAAAUGCACCCUAGCAAACUGUUGUAAAAUAUAAUAGGAAAGAUUCCUUGGAACGACGCAUCAAUAAAACGUUCCAUAUAUUUUAA
Messenger RNA from Amphibalanus amphitrite, 1414 nucleotides. RefSeq names its product sphingolipid delta(4)-desaturase DES1-like. The transcript is spliced from 8 exons. Gene Ontology annotation, biological process: ceramide biosynthetic process. The coding region runs from base 129 to 1115 and encodes 328 amino acids. The record is from RefSeq and is a predicted model, not a curated record. Gene Ontology annotation, molecular function: sphingolipid delta-4 desaturase activity. Lineage: Eukaryota; Metazoa; Arthropoda; Thecostraca; Balanomorpha; Balanidae.